Molecule: messenger RNA, 1389 nt
Organism: Puccinia graminis f. sp. tritici CRL 75-36-700-3
Lineage: Eukaryota; Fungi; Basidiomycota; Pucciniomycetes; Pucciniales; Pucciniaceae
Exons: 5
Coding region: 1-1389 (462 amino acids)
Biological process (GO): regulation of release of sequestered calcium ion into cytosol
Cellular component (GO): sarcoplasmic reticulum lumen
Molecular function (GO): calcium ion binding
Source: RefSeq, a predicted model, not a curated record
AUGGUCACCACUCGAUCAAACAGAAGGCCAACAAGUCAACCAGCCCAACACGAAAGAGGAACCACAUCUGCUCGUGGGAGGGGAAGGAGAGGAAGGGGGGGAGCUCAACCAGUCCGUUCAACACGUAAUCAGAAUUCCAACCAGCAAUCAACUGGCAAUCACAAUGAAAGAUCAGAUGACGAAUCUCCACCCGAUGACAAUGAAUCCGAAGAUCGCGAGGCAGAAAUAGGAUUCACCUUAGAGAAUUUCGAAAGUCACCUGGAUUCCUGGACGUUACCUUUGCUCCGACAGGUACUGAACAAGCGAAAAAAGAACUCAAACCGUAUUCCACCAGAAGUUCAGGAAGCUCUCAACUUCCACAAGACCAACUAUGUCAAGAUCAAGCUUAUGCUUGCGAUACUUGGCAGAGUAUCUGAGAAAACUAUCAACGGCUGGCUUGGGGAAGACAGGCCAACGCGAAAGAAAAGCAGCUAUAGUCGAUUUCUGGCCUUUAGCAUGAAAAGUGGCGAGACACCAGUUCCUCCCAAGGGUUGCUCAGUAGGAUGGGAUGAAAGGAACAAAACACUCGGAGAUGCAUGGAAAUUAAUUACGCAAGACGAACAAAACGUGUUUGAAGAGAGAAUAUUCGCACACUUUUCGAAACUACCAAUUGGUUGCACAAUUGAUGACGAUUUGGAUGAGAUCGAUGAAAGUGGACAACCAACACCAAAGAAGUCCCUCAGUAGUGAAGAAGAGGCACUUUACGAGCCCCUCUAUGAAAACCUUGUCAACCAUGAGAAAGUGAGGCUUGUCUCUGGUCAAGGUAUCGACAAAAGUGGGAAUACUCCUCCUCAAGCCCUUGAUCAGGUAAUACGACUCAACUCCGAGUUGUUUACUGUUGCAAACGUUUACAACUUGACCUUUUACAUGUUAGCUGCAACACGCAGCCCAGGUCCCGGCAGUUUUUGCAAAGAGUUGAGUAACGAUGCUCACUGGCUCUCUGUAGCAAAGAAGCAAUGGGCUGCAAAAGAAACCUUCGAGGCAUACAGCCAUGGAAGGGCCAUUCAAGAGAUUGUUCAAGAAUGCUCCGAUACAAACCAACCACCACUCAAGAAAAAAAAGCAUAGUGAUACUGUUCGAACUACUCUACGAGCCGAACUGAAUGAAAUGCUUGCUAUAGCUCUUGGACGACGUAAAGCAAAGUUCCCCAAAAAAAGGGACCCAUCAGCACUCAUCAAGUCCAACUUCACUGGUCUUAAAAUUUUGCAGUCCGAAGGAUCCAAGCUAAAGGCUGAAACUCUGGUGAUUGGACUGGAAUGUAUGUUCACUGAAGACCGGGAAUUGUGGCUGGAUGAUGUUAGAAGUGGCCACUUCAAGAUAGUUAAAGAUACUGAAUCUGAAUCCUCUUAG